Molecule: messenger RNA, 7984 nt
Organism: Ciona intestinalis (vase tunicate)
Lineage: Eukaryota; Metazoa; Chordata; Ascidiacea; Phlebobranchia; Cionidae
Source: RefSeq, a predicted model, not a curated record
UUUAUUUUUUCUGUGAAAAAAGGAAGUGUUUGUCUGUAACUCGUCAUGAAUCGUGAGCGCAUCUACGCAGUGCUUAUGUAACGCUAUGCGCGGGAAAAUAGUGACUAUAUAAAGGUCAGUUUUUAACCAGCGGAUGAGACAGACAUAUGUGAUGUGAUCUACUGACCUUUCUGCAUGCUUCUGCGUAACGCCCAAAACGAAUGUCGACAGAUACUGUUAGGCCAACUGAGACCCCUAAGCGCAGUUUAUAUUAUAGUAGAGUGGGGAAAGAAGGGACGCUUUGUCGGAUGAGACUUUUUUUAAGCGUACAGUAUUAUUUCGUGUUAUUUACGUGUAUUUUCCAAUGAUAGAUUCACUGUACAAUAUUAUACUUGCUUUACCUAAUUGUUAUAUGUAUAAUAUAUUGAGCUGAAUAUUUUUUUAUAAACAACAUUAUAAGCUACAGUUGGUCACAUCUAACAAUAUGGAAAGUAUUGUGAUUAGCGGUAUUUCGGGAAGAUUUCCGGAAUCGGAAAACGUGGAGGAGUUUUGGACAAAUCUUCUAAAUAAAGUUGAUCUCGUUACAGAAGAUGACCGCCGCUGGAAACCAGGUUUAUGGGGUCUACCAAAGAGAAAUGGAAAAUUAAAAAACCUCGAAAAGUUCGACGCAUCUUUCUUUGAAAUCCACCCAAAGCAAGCAAAUAACAUGGAUUCACAACUUCGAAUGCUACUUGAAGUCGUGUACGAAGCUGUGACAGAUGCUGGCGUAAACCCAAGUUCCAUUGCGGGUUCCAACACGGGAGUAUGGGUUGGAAACAGCAGCUCAGAAGUACGGGAGGCAUUGACAAAAGAUCCAGAUACGACGGAAGGAUACGUAAUGACCGGGUGCUUUAGCUCGAUGAUGGCGAAUCGAAUCAGUUACUUUUUCGACGUUAAAGGCACAAGCGUUUCAAUGGAUACAGCAUGUUCGUCAAGCACACUUGCACUGCAAAAUGCAUUCGUCGCAAUAAGAGAUGGCUAUUGUGAUGCUGCAAUUGUUGGCGGCACCAACGUGAUUCAUAAGCCACAUGGGUCGCUUAUGUGUCAGCAAUUUAAUAUGUUAUCGUCCGACGGAUCCUGCAAGUCGUUCGAUUCAUCAGCAAACGGUUACGUGAGAUCAGAAGCAGUUGUAGCCGUUUAUUUACAAAGAAAAUCUAUGGCUGUCCGAAGCUAUUGCGAAAUUCUUAACGCCCGGACCAAUUCAAACGGAAAAACAACAGAGGGUAUCACAUAUCCUUCAGGCAUUCAGCAAGCUCGCUUACUCGAAGACACCUACAGCGAAUGCGGCGCUGAUCCAUGCGCUGUUGAUUACGUGGAAGCACACGGAACUGGAACAAAGGCUGGUGAUCCGCAAGAGCUUAACGCCAUUGAUCAAGUAAUGUGCAAAGAAGGAAGAAAACAACCGCUGCUGGUAGGCUCAGUCAAAUCAAAUAUGGGUCACAGUGAAUCCGCUAGUGGUUUAUGCGGAGUGGUCAAGUGUGCAGUGGCAAUGCAGAUGGGGGUUAUGCCCUCAAAUCUGCACUUUAAGCAGCCGAAUCCGGAAAUUAAAGGGCUAUUGGAAAACCGCCUAAGGGUCGUCACGGAAAACACAAAACUACCGAAAACUAUCAUGGUUGGUGUUAACUCGUUUGGGUUCGGCGGUACCAACGUACAUGUUAUUCUUCGAUCCAGUGAACAUGAUAAGCCCGCAAAUGAAAUAAAACAACCGACCAUCGCUUUGCUCACUGGUCGAACCGAAAAUGGCAUAAAAGAGAAACUUGAAUACUUUAGCAACUGCCCAAUCUCCCGAUUUUCAAUGACCAACAAACUGGCAGAGGUUGCGACAUCAAAACACCCAUAUCGCGGAUUUAUUAUAAAGAAAGGAGAAAACGACACAGAGCCUAUAGCUAACUUUGAAAAAGCAAAACCACGCAGAGAUAUUUGGUUUAUAUGCACAGGUAUGGGAAGCCAGUGGAAUGGCAUGGGAAGACAUCUGCUGCAGAUUCCCGUAUUUGCGAAAUCUAUUGAUGCUUGUACUGAUGCGUUAAAAGAUUACAACUUUAACGUUAAGGAAUUGAUAAUUGGGUCUAACUCCACAACCUACGACAAUCUUGUCAAUUCUGUCGUAGGACUGGUGGCAGUUCAGAUUGGUCUGAUCGAUUUACUGAGGUCCAUAGGAAUAAGGCAAUCAGGAGUAAUCGGACACUCCGUGGGAGAACUUGCAUGCAGCUAUGCUGACGGGUGCUUAACGUUGGAACAAACAAUACAAAUAGCGUAUCUUCGAGGGGUGUGUAUCAUAGAGGCAAAACUUCCUGUUGGAGCUAUGGCGGCAGUCGGUCUAACUUGGGAAGAUUGUGAAAAAUUGUGCGAAGGAGGAGAAGUGGCGCCGGCUUGUCACAAUUCAAACAACUCUGUGACCCUAACCGGACCGAAAGAUGCUAUCACAACUAUUGUGGAAAAAUUACAAAAAGAAAAGGUUUUUGCGAGGAUGGUCAACACAAGUGACAUUGCCUUUCAUUCUAAGGACAUGCAGUUGGUGUAUCCAAGAUUUUUAAACGAGAUCAGAAAGAUUAUCAAAGAGCCAAAGAAACGUUCCAAAAACUGGAUUUCAACCUCUAUAAAAAAAUUUACUGCAUCAUAUUCUCAUGAAGAAAAUGAUAUCGAAACUUUGAGCUGUUCGGCAGAAUACCAUGCCAAUAACCUACGAAAUGUUGUUCGAUUCCAUGAAGGCGUACAAAAGAUGCCUAGUGAUGUCAUUGUUAUUGAAAUAGCACCACAUGCUUUGAUGCAGCCGGUACUGAAGAAGUCUCUCCCAUUAAAUUGUGAUAGAGUGGUUCUGGCUGACCGCAAAGAAGAAAAUGGAAUUCAGACUUUGUUAAAAGGUCUUGGCAAACUUCAUUGUCUUUGUGUUGAUAUAAACCUUGAAGGGAUUUUACCAAGAAGACCACUCCCAACCCCGAAAGAGCUGCUACAGUUUCCAAACGACUGGGACCACGCGGAAUCGUGGUAUGUUCCCGGACCAGAAGCGUAUUUUGCUCAGCAAGUGGACAACCAGUUGGAAUCGCAUCACAUACUUGACUUCUCAAGUGACUCAGAAAAUAGUUACCUCAGUGGACAUGUCAUAGAUGGACGCGCGAUUCUUCCAGCAGCCCUUUAUAUACAAUUGGCCUGGAAAUCGUUCGCAAAAUACCAUCAAGUCGACAUGGCUGGUUUUCCCGUUCAGUUUAAUAAAGUAAAAAUACAAAGAGCAACUACACUCCCAGUUUCUGGUAAAAUCGAAUUUGUCGUAAACCUUAUUCCAACUGACAACAGUUUUCAAGUGUCUGAAAACGGUAAUAUAGUUUGCCUUGGUAAACUACAGAAGUUUGAAGGAUCUAUUGAAACGUUCCAAAAAGUGCAGGAAAAUUGUGAGAAAAUUUUAACACAAAAAGAAAUAUACAGAAAAAUGCGGCUCUCCGGUUAUCAGUACAAAGGGAAAUUUCAAGCAAUACGUUCGGCCACACAAAAUGGUCAAUAUGCUGAAAUACCCUUUGAUGGUAAUUACGUAACGUUUUUGGACGGAAUGUUUCAAUUGGAGUUGGUGGAAACUCCAAGACAAGAGUUAAAACUUCCAAUUAGCAUUGGAGGAAUAAAAAUUGUACCACAAACAUUGGAGUCCGGAUCUGACGAAAUAGUCAUACCUGUAAUGAAGAGGAACUUUAAGAAAGUGGUUUCUUCCGGUUGUUGUGAAGUAAGCGAAAUUGAGACCGUCGUCGCAACACGGCGAGGGCAAACUGAACAACCACUGCUGAAAAAGUACACAUUCGUACCCAAUAUCGAAACGGAAGUUGCUGAACAGGAUGAUGUGGUUCAAUUGUACGCAAAAGUUCUGGAAGAAUACAUCAAUAAAUUUUUCACUUCAAGUCCCUCACCUUCAAAGACAACAAACAACAACGGGCUUGGAAAAAACUUCGACUUUUACGAUUUUGAACGAUCAGUAGCGAACGUCCAUUUGCUGCGAAUGGUAAUUAAUCUGGCUCAGAAUAAUGUUCUUUUGAGAAACAAAUCCAAGGAAGAAAUGGUUAAAGAACACAUUUCUGAUCUUGUGUUUGAUCCUCUGUUAAAUUAUUGCGUCUCCAAUACAAACUGCAUGGCAACAACGCUAGAUGUAUUUCUAGAAAAUGCAGACAACUACGUGAGAGUAGCAGAGAUACCGAAUACAUAUUUUGGUAAUCACCAAGUGCACCACCUCCGUGAAAUAAUAACGCAACACCUGGAUUCUGAUACAACCAUUGAGUAUGACUAUAGUCCGUUGGGCUUUCAAGAAGGAGAAUUGUCAUCUUGGGACUCUUGGUCACAUUUCAAACCACCACCAAGCCUUAUGAAUUUAGAUCUGAUUGUCACCCACAGGUUGUUUCAACAAGGUGAAAAGGCGGCCAAACAGGUGUUACAGAACGCAAUUGCCUGUGUCUCGGCAAACAAAGGCUUCAUACUUCUACACGAAAUCACCCAGCAAACGCUUGCGCAAAACAUGUGGAAAAAUAUGUGCACAUCCAUUGAUAACACGAUGGUCAUGAAAUAUGUUCCUAUUGAACAGAUAAAAAAGAGUUUGAAGGACUUAAACCUUGAAAUAAUUGUACACAAAUCGGACGAAAAAUUAGGCAGCCAUCUCUUGCUGUGCAGAAGUCAAAUUGCAUUACGUGAUAAUCGCAUUGGAAUAACAGUGGAUCAUUCCAACGGAUUCUCUUGGGUCGAGGAACUACAGGAAAGUGUAGCAAAUGAUGCGGAAGAAAUAUGGCUGAUUGGGAAAAAAACGAAUAGCGGUUUGGCAGGCUUAAUGAAAUGUUUACGAAAAGAGCCCGGCAGUAAGCAAAUCAGGUGCUUGAUUUAUGAUGGUGAUAAUCUUCCAAUUUCAAUGGACGAAAUUAUAAAGAGGAAUCUUACAUUUAAUGUGUUUGAAAGUGGCCAAUUGGGGACAUUUAGACAUACGAACAUUGAACGACAAACACAGGUGAAAGUGAACCGAGCCUGGGUAAAACAAACUGUUCAAGCUGAUAUUUCAACGUUGAAGUGGAUUACAAUGCAAGAAACAUCCAGUGAACCUUUAGAAUGUGCUGUUGCUUACGCGUCCUUGAGUAAUAAAGAUGUUGUAAUGGCAUCAGGCAAACUUCAAGAAGAUACAUUGGCCGAUAAUCCCGAAUGGUUUGAUAUGUUUUUCGGCACGGGAUUUAGUGGUUUUAACGAAAAAAAUGAAAAGGUGAUGGGUAUAGUUCAAACUGGAGGAUUGGCAACCCAUGUACAAAUUGAAACUACCUACCUUUGGAAAGUUCCUGAUCAAUGGAGUUUAUGUGAUGCCGCAACUGUGCCGUAUGCUUAUUGCAUUGCGUUUUACGCAAUUGUGGAAAAGGGUAGGAUACGGAAAGGUGAAAGAGUACUCAUUACAGAUGGAGAGAGCGCAUUUGCAGAAGCUGCAAUAGGCAUUGCAGUUGGAGCAGAAUGUGAUAUCACCGUUACAGUAUCGUCGGAAGAAACCAAAGCAUACUUGAAAGAAAGGUUUAUGGGCGUACCAAACCUCAAAAUCAAUGAUUCGAAGACAGCUUCGUUGGAUUACCUGAUGACCAAAACAAAUGGGAGAGGAAUGGACUUGGUUUUGACAAACACAACUUCAACAAUCCGUCAGAACGCUUUUCGGUCAAUUUCAAAAUACGGAAGAAUUAUAGAGAUAGAAAACUAUGAAACAAGUUCGGAUGUCAAAUCAGGCUCAAUGCAUUUUCGGGCAACCGCUUCUUACUGCAGUGUUACGCCGGAAUGCCUCUUUGAUGAUGCCAUGCUUGAUCGUGAGCAAUUAACAAACUUCCUAAGAGACGGUAUCAACACUGGCAUUGUUAAACCUAUACGAAGAACUAUAUUUUCAAAGUACCAAAUUCAAGAUGCCCUUCGCCAGUUGACAAAAGAACAAGACGGCAGAGUUACUUUGAUAAAAGUUAAAGACACGGAUAGUGAGAUAGAUGUCGUAAAUAGAACAACGUUUGAUUCAAAAUUAACGUAUGUCAUUACUGGAGGACUUGGUGGGUUUGGAUUAGAACUUUGCAACUGGAUGGUAGAAAGAGGAGCAAGACAUGUUUUGCUAACCACAAGAUCAGGAGCAAACACUGCAUAUCAACAACUAUACAUCCGCAAGUGGAAAUCAGAAGACGUAAAGGUCAUCAUAAGCACCGCUGAUGUAAGCACAGCAGAUGGGGCAAAAGAAAUUUUAACUCAUAAUGUGGGUGGUAUUUUUCAUCUGGCCAUGGUUCUAAAAGAUGCACUGUUCAUGAACCAGUCACCAGAAUCUUUUAGUGAAGUUUGUCGCGUAAAGUGCGACGGGGUACAAAAUUUAGACAGGUAUUCACGAGAAUUAUGUCCAAACUUAGAACACUUUGUAGUGUUCUCAUCAGUUUCAAGUGCUAGAGGCAAUGUGGGACAAACCAACUAUGGUUAUGCAAACUCGUUUAUGGAAAGGAUUUGUGAAAUGAGAGAGCGUGAUGGGUUUCCAGCAUUAGCGAUUCAGUGGGGAGCAAUUGGUGAUGUAGGUAUUGCUGCUGAAAUUAUUGGUGAUCAAAAAGUUGGUGGUUCCCUUCCACAAUCCAUGCAAUCAUCUCUAAAGACACUGGAUGUCUUUCUUUCACAAUGCAAACAUGUGACCGUCCUUAGUAUCGUGGUUGCACCAAAAGAUACCUCGCUUUUAGUAAAAAAGGACUCAAAAAUAACAAUGCCGCAAGCUGUAGCAAAUUUGAUGGGAAUAAAGGAUUACAAAAUGGAGAAACAAAAUGUACAUAUUGCCAACAUGGGUAUGGAUUCAUUAAUGGCUGUGGAAAUAAGUCAGAUGUUAGAGAGAAAUUAUGGCUUUAAAUUAACUGGAAAUGACGUACAGCAGAUGACAUUUGAAAAAUUGGAAAAGCUCUCUGCUAAUGGCGGAAACAAAAAUUAUGUUAGAAACGACACAGAACAAGAUCUCUUUGUGACGGUACACCCAGAAGCACUCAUAAAAUUGAAUGAUUCCAACGAUGUAAAAACCAUGCCUUGGUUCUUUGUUCACCCCAUUGGUGGAUCAAGUCUGGUUUUCAAAGAUAUUACAAAACACCUUAUAGGAAAUGGUUUUGGUCUUAAUUUUACAGAGAAGGCACCAUUAACCACAAUAGAGGAGUUGGCUUCACAUUAUUUGGAAGUAGUUGGGAAACAGCAAAGCUACAAUUUAGUUGGUUAUUCAUUUGGAGCUUGUGUUGCUUUUGAAAUGGCAAUGCAAUUGUCAAAGAAAAAGGAAACUAUAAACCUUGUGUUGAUAGACGGUUCACAUUCAUUCAUUGCAGACAGUAUUCAGAGUUUUGUGGAUUUAAUGGGAGAUGAAGAUGCAAAGACGGUGGAAGAACUUCAAGAAGAAAUCCCGAAUGUAAAACAGUAUAAAGCAAAGUUGCACAACUACACAAGGCUUCAGUUCGAAAGGGCUUCACUGACAUAUGAAAACAUCCCAAGGGAAACCUUGGAUGAAGAAAUAUCACGCUACAGCAAGCGUCUCGAGAUGGCACACUUCUAUAAAGUUAAAGGAAAAUAUCCUGGUGACAUAACGCUGAUACGACAAAAGAAAUCAAUCACGCAUGACUACAACUUGAACGAAGUGUGCAAUGGAAAAGUUCAAGUAAUUACACAAGAUGCAACGCACGAAAAUAUUAUCAGGGCAAAGUAUGGAAAGACAAUUGCAGAUAUGUUGAAUGACUUUUAAUACACAAUGAAUCCUUAUCACUACUAUUAUUGCAGUAUGCAUUUGUAAAGAGUUGGCCAUAUGUAAAUUGUGUUCACUUUUUAAUGCUUAUAUAUAUAUCUACUUGUUUUACUGAAUUAAAAUCAGACAGAGGCAGACAAACUUAAAACUUCUUUUUCAUCUAACAACUUUAUUUUACACCUUCAUUGAGGUACCUUAGUAUAAUGUAAAGCGACCUCGAGCCUCAUAAUAAAAUUUGUAUUUUUUAAA